GGUUCUCUGUUUCUCCUCAUCGCGAACCAUUUCCCAUUCUCUUUCUCGAAACCUCAGUAACGGAAAACACGCCUCCGUCGCCGCCAUGGCCGCAAUCGCACGACUCAGGGUCGCCGCGGUGCCGCUGAGGGCCCUCGUUCUCCGGUCUAACCGGGGGUUUGGAUCGGCGGCCGCUGCACAGUGCUACUACGAGGAUGACGAGGAAGAGGAGUGCGCAGCACGCGGCAUGCUUGACGCACAGGGUUGCAAGCCGGAGCGCGGAGUGCAGUGGGUGAUGAUAGGGGAGCCUGGAGCUAGGAGGAACCUCUUCGCGCAGAGGCUCUCGAAGCUUCUAGAAGUUCCUCACAUUUCCAUGGCUACGCUCCUCAGCCAGGACCUCAACCCUCGCUCCUACCUCUAUCACCAAAUAGCAAAUGCCUUAGAUCAUGGAAAACUUGUCCCAGAGGAAAUUAUUUUUGGGCUGCUAAAGAAGAGACUGGACGAUGGGUACUCAAGAGGCGAAACUGGCUUUAUUCUUGAUGGUUUCCCUCGAACAAGGGUCCAAGCUGAGAUCCUUGAUCACAUUGCUCAUGUUGAUCUGGUGGUGAACUUCAAAAGUUCCGAAGAGGAAUUACUUAAAAAGAAUUUUGGAAAUCGAAAAUUUAACUCUGGCCAAGAAUAUAUUCUUAUGACCAGCUCCAGGAACCCAACAAAACAAUUGCCUGAUGAUAAUGUUCAAAGUCAUGAAGACGAGUGCAAGCUGUUGGAAGAUUACUACAGGAAGCAGAAGAAACUUCUGAACUUUGAAUUAGCAGGUGGACAUGGUGAAACCUGGCAGGGACUUCUAGCUGCGCUACAUCUUCAGCAUAUUAAUGCUCUUAGUUCUUCACAGAAGUUAACUGCUUGAAGGGCCACCAAUCUUCUAUGGCAUCAAUCCGUUGUCGGCAUUUUAGUAUGUGAAUAUGAGGGCUACAACAAUUUCAUAGAAAUUUUGUGUCGGUUUCUAUAUUGAUUGUUUUGCAAAAUUUUGAGAAUGCUAGUUUGUUCUGUAGCGAAAAGGUUGACAAGUAUGAAUCAAUACCCAAUGUAUGGUCCUAAAUACUACUAGUGGAAUCGUGUUGUCUUUUUUUUGUUCAAUUAUCCCAUAAUAGUUUUUUCUCUAGUAUUUUUCCUGGUCUCAAAGUCACGUUAUACACCAAGCAUAUCAUGUAAAAGUUAAGGACUCUUAAAUGUCAUAUGUUCACUUUUUUUUAAA
Molecule: messenger RNA, 1234 nt
Organism: Vigna radiata var. radiata (mung bean)
Lineage: Eukaryota; Viridiplantae; Streptophyta; Magnoliopsida; Fabales; Fabaceae
Product: probable adenylate kinase 7, mitochondrial
Exons: 4
Coding region: 86-886 (266 amino acids)
Biological process (GO): nucleobase-containing compound metabolic process
Cellular component (GO): cytoplasm; mitochondrion
Molecular function (GO): ATP binding; AMP kinase activity
Source: RefSeq, a predicted model, not a curated record